Molecule: messenger RNA, 2076 nt
Organism: Lynx canadensis (Canada lynx)
Lineage: Eukaryota; Metazoa; Chordata; Mammalia; Carnivora; Felidae
Gene: TNFRSF11A
Product: TNF receptor superfamily member 11a
Exons: 10
Coding region: 1-1896 (631 amino acids)
Biological process (GO): response to interleukin-1; ossification; mammary gland alveolus development
Cellular component (GO): external side of plasma membrane
Molecular function (GO): cytokine binding; tumor necrosis factor receptor activity
Source: RefSeq, a predicted model, not a curated record
AUGGCCCCGCGCGCCCGGCGGCGCCGCCCGCUGCCCGCGCUGCUCACGAUCUGCGCGCUGCUCGGCCGUCUGCAGGUGACUUUUCAGAUCACCCCUCCGUGUACCCAUGAGAGGCAUUAUGAGCGUUUUGGACGAUGCUGUCAUAAAUGUGAACCAGGAAAGUACAUGUCUUCUAAAUGCACUACUACCUCGGAGAGUGUAUGCCUGCCGUGUGGCCCGGACGAGUACUUAGACACCUGGAAUGAAGAAGAUAAAUGCUUACUGCAUAAAGUCUGCGACUCAGGCAAGGCCCUGGUGGCCGUGGAGCCCGGCAACCGGACGGCCCCGCGGCGCUGCGCCUGCACGGCAGGCUACCACUGGAGCGCGGACUGUGACUGCUGUCGCCGCAACGCCGAGUGCGCCCCGGGCUUUGGCGCGCAGCACCCGGUGCAGCUCAACAAGGACACAGUGUGCGAGCCCUGCCUUGUGGGCUCCUUCUCAGAUGCCUUCUCUUCCACAGAAAAAUGCAAACUUUGGACCAACUGUAGCGUUCUCGGAGAGACGGAAGUACGUCAUGGGACCGAUAAAUCAGAUGUGGUUUGCAGUUCUUCUCUGCCGUCUACAAAGCCACCAAAUGAAUCCAAGAUAUACUUGCCCGGUUUAAUUAUUCUGCUUCUCUUCAUAUCUGUGGCAUUAGUUGCUGCUGUCAUCUUUGGUGUUUACUAUAGGAAAAAAGGGAAAGCAGUAACAGCUAAUUUGUGGCACUGGGUCAAUGAGGCUUGCGGCCGCCUAAGUGGAAAUAAGGAGUCCUCAGGCAACAAUUUUAGCAGCACUCAUAUGGAAGCCUCUAGUCAGCGUGAAAUUUGUGAAGGUGUCUUACUGCUGACUCUGGAAGAGAAGAUGUUUCCCGAAGAUAUGUGCUGUCCAGACGGCGUUGGCCUCUGUGGCGGUGUGUGCGCAGGGGGUGGUCCCUGUGCACAGGGAGAAGAUGCUGGAGUGCUCACCUUGGUCAGCGAGAUUGAGGGGGAUCCCUUCAGGCAGAUGCCCACGGAAGACGAAUACGUAGACAGGCCCUUCCAGACCCCAGACUCUUCACUGUCCCUCCCUCGGCCUGGCAGCAAAUCCACACCCCCUUUCCCUGAGCCCCUGGAGGUGGGGGAGAAUGACAGUUUAAGCCAGUGCUUCACUGGGACAGAGGGCUUGGUGGAUUCUGAAAGCUGCAAUUUCACGGAGCCCCCGUGCAGGACCGACUGGAUUCCCAUAGCCCCCGAAAAGUACUUGCAAAAAGAAGUGGAGGGUGGCAAUUGCCCCCACUGGGCCGCCAGCCCCAGCUCUGCAGAGGGCUGCGCAGGCUGCAGAAACCCUCCCGGGGAGGACCGGGAACCCCUCACGCCUACCGCGAAAAGUGGACCUUUGCCCCAGUGCGCCUAUGGCAUGGGCCCCCCGCCUGAAGAAGCAGCCGAGGGGACAGGCCAGCCCACGGACAGGGCCGACGUAAGGCUUCCCGGCUCGGUGAGGGGAGGCCCGGGGUCUGGAAGCCCCUCCAGUGACCAGCCACCUGCAUCUGGAAAUGUGACUGGAAACAGUAACUCCACGUUUAUUUCCAGCGGGCAGGUGAUGAACUUCAAGGGCGACAUCAUCGUGGUCUACGUCAGCCAGAACUCCCAGGAGGGCCCGGCGGGGCCCGGCGGCGGCGGCGCGGGGGAGCCGGUGGGCCGCCCGGUGCAGGAGGAGAGCCCGCCGCGCUGCGACUCGUUCGCGGGCCUCGGGCCGCGCUUCCCCGACCCAUGCGCUGACCUGGAGGCGCGCCCGGGCGGGGGGCUGCAGGAGUGCGGCUCCCCCGGGCCCGACAAGGCCUCGCGGCCGGUGCAGGAGCAGGGGGAGGCCGACAAGGGCGCGGCGAGGGCGCGGCGCUGAGCGGCGGGUGACUCGCGGCGGCUCUCGGCCGCCCCCUCGGAGCCGCUCUGCGGUGGGGCGGGCGCGGGGCUCGGGGCCAUCCAGCCCGGGCUCGGCGGGCACCACAGGGGCCGCGCGUUCCAACUUGGAGGCGGGGAGCCGCACGCACCUGCGCCUGGGCGGGACCGGGGCCAGGGGCGG